GUUCUUGUUGUGCCUGGGCGUCGACGUCACGUCCGGUUUGCGUGCUGAUUCGCCGGCGCUCGAAAUUCAAAAAGAAGAAGGGAAGGCUCGAGACGGACGUGUGUUUUAAAAAAAUAAAAUUAAAAUAAAACAAACAAGCUGUGUUUAAAAACAACUUUUCACUGAACAAAUAUCACAUACAGCCGGGAAUAAACGAGGAGAUUCGGGAUAUCCGGACGAGGGGGGAUUUUAAAGCCAUGGCACCGAAGCGGGUGAGCCUGGCUGAAGCCGGGCCGGUGAAGAAGCCCUCUCACUCGGCACCGACUCGGGUUCGAGUGUCGGUGAGGCUGCGCCCUUACAUAAGCCGGGAAGAUGAAGGCAAGGAGGGCCCCUGCGUGCGGGGAACGGGAGAUCGGUCCCUGGAGAUCCUCAACUGGAGAAACAGCAUGGAAACCAUGAGCUACCAGUUUGAUGCGUUCUAUGGAGAGCGCUCCUCUCAGCAGGAGGUGUACACAGGCUCUGUGAAGCCGGUUCUGUCUCACCUGCUGUCCGGCCAGAACGCCAGCGUCUUUGCAUACGGGCCGACAGGGGCAGGUAAGACUCACACCAUGCUGGGCGGAGCAGAGGAGCCGGGAGUGAUCCCCAGGGCUGUGAGGGACGUGUUCCAGAUGGUGAGGGAGCAGAGCAGCCUGCCAGCCAGCCAGGACUGGGAGCACAGCGUGAGCAUGUCCUACCUGGAGAUCUACAACGAGAAGGUUUUGGACCUGCUCGAGCCCCGGGACCUGGACCUCCCGAUCCGGGAGGAUAAAGACAAGAACAUCCUGAUCCCGGGCCUGACCCAGCGAGCCAUCGGCUCCUUCUCAGAGUUCGAGAGCCACUUCCUGCCCGCCAGCCAGAACCGGACCGUGGCCAGCACCAAACUAAACACGCGGUCCAGCCGGAGCCACACGGUGCUGGUGAUCAGGGUAGUCAAGUCCCAGCGCUCUCAUCCCUUCAGGCAGCUCACCGGGAAACUCUACCUGAUCGACCUGGCUGGCUCGGAGGAUAACAGGCGGACCGGGAACCAGGGGAUCCGGCUGAAGGAGAGCGGGGCCAUCAACUCCUCCCUGUUCGUGCUGAGCAAGGUGGUCGACUCCCUGAACCAGGGUCUGGCCAGGGUGCCUUACAGAGACAGCAAGCUCACCAGACUGCUCCAGGAUUCUCUGGGUGGCUCGGCUCACAGUGUGAUGAUCACCAACAUCGCCCCGGAACAGAAGUAUUACUUUGACACCCUGACCGCCCUCAAUUUCGCUGCCAAAUCCAAGCAGGUCGUGAACAAGCCUUUCACCAGAGAGACCCUGCAGGCUGCCGCUCUGAAGAGGCAGAGAGAGGAAAGCGCUCAAAGUGAAAACGCCCCCAAGAAGAGAGCCAAGGAGUCACAUGACCGCCCCGCUCAGAUGACUGACGUCUCUCCUACAGCGCGCAGCCCCCCCGUGGAGGUGUGUGACCCCUCUGUGCUUGAGAGGCUUCUCACCCUGGAGAAGCUGAUGAUGGGAACUCCAGAGAAAGACAGGCUGAAUCUGCUCAGGACUGUGCAAGAGAGCAGACAGGAGAUCAAGAAGCUGAAAGAGAAACAGAAGGAGUUGGAGGAGCAGGCUUUGGCUGCCCAGUCUCUGCUGGCAGAGAGCCGCAAAGCAGCUGCUCCCAGUCUUCCCAGUGCCAGCUCCCCCAGCGACGAGACCCUGUUCAUGAACCACAAGCACCCCUCCCUGCUGCGCAAAACCAGCACGGCCAAGCCCAAGAAACAGCAAGCCAUCGUCUCUCCACUGCUAGUGCUUCCAGUGCAGCCCCUGACACACGCUAUCGUGAGCUGCAAAGCUGAGCAAACGAAGAUGAAGUCCCACGUUCCGGAAGGCAAGGAGAACUGGGAGAACUGGGAGACUCGUCUGGACUCCUCGGUCCUGCAGAAAUCCCGGGAUCGGAUCCUCAGCCUCCUGAACACGGGCUCCCUGAAAGAGCUGAAGGGAUUGCAGAGGAUCGGAGACAAGAAGGCAAAGCUGAUCAUAGGCUGGAGAGAAAUCAACGGGGCGUUCACACAGGUUGAAGACUUACAAAAAAUAGAAGGCAUUUCAGCAAAGCUGCUGACUUCCUUUCUAAAGGCAAAUAUCCUCAGCACCAUCGCUCACUGACUGGCUCCACGUCUUCCUGCUGUACAUACAUUUUACUUACAAUAAUUUGUUUUUUUAAUUACUGCUGUGUAUCUAAAAUGCUUUUUUGUGUGUGUUUAAACUUGGCGUCUAUUUUUUUUUUAAUUAGCAAAUAAACUACUCAACUCUU
Molecule: messenger RNA, 2295 nt
Organism: Acipenser ruthenus (sterlet)
Lineage: Eukaryota; Metazoa; Chordata; Actinopteri; Acipenseriformes; Acipenseridae
Product: kinesin-like protein KIF22
Exons: 14
Coding region: 237-2147 (636 amino acids)
Biological process (GO): DNA repair; microtubule-based movement; mitotic spindle organization
Molecular function (GO): DNA binding; microtubule binding; microtubule motor activity
Source: RefSeq, a predicted model, not a curated record